Messenger RNA from Acaulospora colombiana, 317 nucleotides. The record is from the annotation of a GenBank genome assembly. Lineage: Eukaryota; Fungi; Glomeromycota; Glomeromycetes; Diversisporales; Acaulosporaceae.
AUGGCUGUGGGGCGUAUCAAGGAAUCAACCUUGAACGUGUUUAGCAACGACUACCCGACCCAUGACGGAACCUGUGUGCGAGACUAUCUCCACGUAUGCGACUUGGCGGAUGGCCAUCUCAAUGCACUUGAGGCACUUGAAGAUGGAUCGACCGUCUUUGACCAUCCAGAUGGUGUCGGUGUCGGUGACAAGGAAGGAGAGGGCAAGUUCAGAGCGUUCAACCUCGGCGCGGGCCGUGGGAUGAGCGUCUUUGAUAUUGUCGAAGCCAUGAGGAAAGCGACUGGAUUCGACUUCAAGACCAAAGUUGUUGGUAGGAG